Molecule: messenger RNA, 1928 nt
Organism: Rhagoletis pomonella (apple maggot)
Lineage: Eukaryota; Metazoa; Arthropoda; Insecta; Diptera; Tephritidae
Exons: 2
Coding region: 1149-1457 (102 amino acids)
Molecular function (GO): serine-type endopeptidase inhibitor activity
Source: RefSeq, a predicted model, not a curated record
AAAACUCGUGAAACACACAACCAGCUUACGUGAGACAAACACAGCCGUUGAAGUGGGCUCUAGGCUAGAAAAUUGUCGAAAAUCAUUUGCUACGAUAUUUCAUUGGCGAAUUUCGUGGCGAGAUUAUUUACAAACACACACUUAAGCAGCUUGUGAUUAUUAAAAUUUUUUUACUAUAGCCAAUUUGUCUGGGCUGGCAGUCAUUGUGGAAAAUAUACCAAGCUCUGCUUGCUAUCAGUUGGACGAAUAAGCAGGCGGUCAUUUACAUAAAGUUCAUUCGAAUUGUUGCAGAGGUUUCGAAGUGCAGCGCGCUGAUAAAGGUGCAAUUCAAAACGAGCGGAAAAAUUACCAAAUCAAAAGCAGAGUUUAAAAAAAAAAAUUCCAUAAAAUUUAAUCACAAAAUUUUUCAAGAAAACUUUCAUAAAUUUUUAAUAGCUCAAUGAAACUUUGGUGUACCGCUUAGGAAACAACAAAAAGUGUGUGCCAUACAUAGCAAAGCAUAUGAAGUGAUAUAAAACAAACAAAGAGAAAUUGAAGCGAUCUAUUGUUUCGAAACAGCGUGAAGAAGUCAAGCCAUCUGCUUUCCUAUACGGCUGGCCGUCUGAUCGGUUCUUGCCUGCCGUCUCCCAUCUCCCGCAUCUCCCGCCUGCCGCUGCCUAACUAUCGUACUAAUCUGAGUAUCGCUGCUUCUUCUGGUCUAUUGGCUCACCGAACUUGAUUGUGAAAAGAGCAUAUAAAAUCAGUGUGCCUUUGCAUUUGGUUUUGUGCAAAAGAAGAAAAGAACUGGUGGCAACUGCGGCAGCAGCAAGAAGCCAAAAGUCGAAGAGCAGCAAGCGCAUAAAUCCAAAAUUUAGUAGCAAUUUUUCGUAUUUGGUGCAAAUCAAGUGACUUUCUAAAUUAAUGGAAAACAUUUUUGCUUGGCCAUACAAUUUAAUUUCGGCACAAAUUAAAUACCUGAAAUUGCCAGCCACACGCGCACAAUACGCCGAGUGACGAGUGAAGUGCAAAUUUUUGAGGAGAAAUAGAAUUAUUGAAUACUAUUGAAGUGAAAGUGAUAAACGCGUGAAAUCGUGAAAACUUUUCCAACAACCCCCGUAAAGGCAGUAUUUCCGCUUGUGGUUCUUACGUAAAAACAAAAGUCUUCGAAAAUGUUCUCUAAGAAGUCGUCGAAUAAUGUUUUGAGCUUGGUGAUCCUGCUCUGCUUGACCGUUGGCAAUCAUGGACGUGCACGUGACAUUUGUCUGGUACAGCCAUCCAUUAAUGGACUUUGCGUCUCAAGCACAUUGGGUAUUGUCUACGAUGUCGAAACGCAACAUUGCAAAUAUAUGGGCUGCAGUACUGAUAAGAAAUUAUUUGCUACGCUGGAGGAUUGCGAGAAAAUUUGCAAUAAUUCACGACAUCGUCGUCUACGCACUAAAUACAACAAUAAAACGAACAAUGUGAAUAGAGAGGAAUAACUAAAAUGAGAAAACAAAAAGAUUGCAAAACCAAAAACAGAAUUGUGUAAAUGCCUGGAGUGUAUUUGUUUGCUUUAAGUUCACUUAAUUUUAUUGUAUACAUAUGUAUAUUGUAGAUUAUCUAUAAUAACAAUUAAUGUAUAGUAAAUAGUUGAUAAGCAUAAUUUAAUUUUGAAAAAUAAAUCUUUUGUAAAAAAUAUGCAUUUGCAGUUAAUAUGCAUUUACGUCUUAGUUAUUUUAUUGAAACAAGUUUUUGUUUAUUUAUUAACAGAUUUAUAAGUAGAUUAUGAAUUAUUGUACAUACAUAUGUAUGUAUGUAUUGGUAUAUUAUUAUACAUCUGUGUACUGUACUGUUUAUGUUCUGUAUGAUAGACGAUGAAAAAUGUUAGUGAAAAAAUUAUAUGGGAUUAUUAACAAUUUAUUAUCAAGCAAUAAUGUGCAACAUAAAAUGACAGUUGUCGGUAUACUUUA